Pocillopora verrucosa is the source of this 2388-nucleotide messenger RNA. NCBI's taxonomy places the organism in Eukaryota, Metazoa, Cnidaria, Anthozoa, Scleractinia, Pocilloporidae. The record is from RefSeq and is a predicted model, not a curated record.
CUGCUCAUCCGCCAACACUGUGAACACCAGGUAAGGUGUGGCAGUGUCGUUCUUGACUUCAUGAUGAGGUUCAAUCACAGUGUAGUCGUCAGCAAUGUUUUAAUUGUCUUGUCGGAUGCUGCAAGGCAAGACAAAUUCAGAGGUUUUAAAGUCAAUCCAGACUCAAUUAAGCAGGUUUCUAUACCCACAGACGGCGCGGAAAGCACAAAAAAGGGUCCUGAGGAAUGUAACUGCCCAUCUAACAACGUCUUGUUAGCCAUAAUUGGGGUUCUUGCCUUCACAAUCCUUCUUCUAAUUGUUUACAUAAUCUGGCUACACAGGAAAGGCGCUGUAGGGAAAGAGAGGACUUAUAAAGAUGAAAGAGGUGAUUAUGACAAUGAAACAGGAUUAGAUGAUAUCGAACCAACUAUACCCGAGUCGAGAAAACUCACUCAGCCUCCUGCGGAAUACAUGGAUCUCAUAGAAGUCAACAAAGAUAAUAGACAAGCACAAAGUACCGCUUCAGGUGCCGAUUACGUGCCUCUUCAUCCGUUGACACGCUGCUGGGAAGUUCCAAGACACCACGUGACCAUAGAAAAAAUCAUUGGUAAAGGUGCUUUUGGUCAAGUUGCCAAGGGAACAGUGGUAGGACUUCGAGGGAGUCCCGAAACGACCACAGUGGCUAUUAAGAUGCUUAAAACAAACGCCGCUGAAUCGGACAAGAGAGAUUUGAUGAAUGAACUUGACACAAUGAAGCAGCUGAAACCACAUCCUCACGUCAUUAAACUACUGGGAUGUGUUACAGAAUCUGAACAGCUGUUGGUUUUGAUUGAAUAUGUGCCUUUUGGGGAUCUACUGGGUUACCUGAGAAAGAGCCGGGGAUUAAAGGACACAUACUACAAGGACCCGGAUUUUAAACCGCAAACAAAUUUGACGUCACAGCAGCUGAUGAAGUUUGCUUGGCAAAUUGCUGAUGGAAUGUGUUACUUGUCCUCAAAAUCUAUCAUUCACCGAGACCUUGCGGCCCGCAAUGUGUUGGUUGGACAAAAGGAAACGUGUAAAGUGACAGACUUCGGAAUGGCCAGAGAUGUGCAGAAGGAAAAUAUUUAUGAACGAAAGACUAAGGGCCGUCUUCCCGUGAAGUGGACAGCUUAUGAGGCCUUGUUGUAUGGUAAAUAUACCACAAAAAGUGACGUAUGGAGUUAUGGAGUUUUGCUGUACGAGAUUUUCACCAUAGGCGGUUCACCCUACCCACGAUUGGAUGGAAGAAAAAUUGCAAACUUACUUCAGGAUGGAUACAGGAUGCCUAAACCACAACAUGUAGAUGAAAACUUGUAUCAGAUCAUGAUGAAAUGCUGGAAGAAUGACCCAGAUGCAAGACCAACCUUCACUGAAUUGAGAAACCAGCUGAAGGACAUGGAAAACUUACACAAGAAACUGAUCAACAUGACAAUGUACGACGAGCAGUUGUAUGCAAACGUCGAGGAUUUAAUAGUGUAGUUAGAUACACGUCAGCGGUAUAUGACUGACUAACAGUUUAAACACUUUGCCACAACGAGUUUCAGGGAUUAAUCAUCUUUGCCUUACACGCUUACUUGGUAGAAAUAGCCAUGUUGUGUUGAGCAAUCUUCUGUCACUCUCAGUUGAGUUUAAGAUUCAGUUAAUCUUACAUCAUUCUAAACUAGGUUACCUAUUGGUCAAAACCCUUCUUUCCUCAGCUGCACUAAAUAGUUGCAUUAGAAAACAGUACCUAAUAUGAAAACAACGCUCUUUCUGUCUGGAUCAGAGGUUGCUUGAGAAAUGGUCUUAACGUCCAAAUGAAGGAGAGUUUUGCCUCUGUCUUGAAAUAUUCACAGACGUCUUUCUUUUACUUCUGAUAAAGUUAAAUAGAACAAUUCCUAUCAUUGACAUAUGAUUAAAUGGCGAUUGAUCAGUUUAUAAUUUCCAAACCAAACUAAAGCAUAACUAAAUUACAAACUCGGAGGCGGGAGUACACUGAAUAACAUAAUGCAAACUCUGCAAACUGUUAUAAAAACAAACAUUCCGAAAGAGAGAAGGCAAAGGGAGUUAUUUCUUUCAAACUUUCAGUGAGAAAUCUAUCCAUAAUUAACAUCCUUGAUUUAAUGCUUUUCACGCGUCAAAUACAAAAAUGUACGAAUUAAUAACGGAGUCUUGAAUACUUUACGGUAAUAAAGUGAGAAAUGAAGAGACCGAUAAACCAAGACAAUUAUCCAAAAAGUAACGUAAGCACUUUCAAUCAACAUAAGAUUUGAAAGAAAAUUUUAAGAUUUGAAGUUAUUGGAAGAGUAGAAAUGGUGUUUGCACGGAAAAAUGAGUAAAUUUCUGUAAGAGGAAUAGCCCACCCCUGAUGCAAAUAUUGUGUCAUUGGUGGGCUCAGUUGUAGUCUGU